Messenger RNA from Mastomys coucha (southern multimammate mouse), 1440 nucleotides. RefSeq names its product tripartite motif-containing protein 60-like. Gene Ontology annotation, molecular function: zinc ion binding; protein binding. The record is from RefSeq and is a predicted model, not a curated record. Lineage: Eukaryota; Metazoa; Chordata; Mammalia; Rodentia; Muridae. The transcript has a single exon. Bases 1 to 1440 code for a protein of 479 amino acids.
AUGGACUCCACAGCCCUAAAAAACUUGCAGGACAAUUGUACCUGUCUCAUUUGCUCAGAUUUCAUGGAAGACCCAGUGACCAAUGGGUGUGGUCACAACUUCUGUCAUGCCUGCCUCUGUCUGCUCUGGAAUGAUCUAAAAGACACUUUUUGCCCUGUCUGUCAGACUCACUUGCCACAGAGAAGCUUAAGCAGGAACCAUCAGUUCCGAAACAUGAUUGAAAUCAUUAGGCUCCUGCCGAAGAGACAGAGGAAGAGGAAGAGGCAGGAAGAACACACAGUGUGUCAGAAACAUGAUCAGCCUCUGGUCUUGUUUUGCGUGAAGGAUCGGGAUGUCUUAUGUACCAAGUGUAGUCUCUCUGUCGAACACCAGGGCCAUUACACCUGCUCCAUUAAGAAAGCUGGUUCUUAUCACCAGAAAGUUCUAAAGAUGUCCAUUGAAAGUGUUAAGUGGGGAGUGAAGGAAGCUGAAGAAAAGUUAGCUCUGCAGCACAGAAGAGUUCUUGGACUGAGAAAGAAGACGGAAUAUCAAAAGAAAAAAAUAAGUUAUGAAUUUGCCCAAAUCAAACUAUUCCUGCAAACUGAGUAUGAGGCAUGUCUAAAUGAGAUAAAUAUCAAUGAGCUGGUGAGUUUCUCAGAACUGAAUGGAUAUCUUGAGACCCUGUCAGACCAUGUUUCCACAGCAAAAGAUCUGUUGAAGGAAGUGGAGGGCAUACAUGAAGCGUCAGAUGUCAUACUCCUGACAAGCACUCUGACAGCCUACCACAGGUUGCAAAACCUUAAAUACCCCAAACCGUGGUCAUUCAGGACAGAGCAAUAUGGCCUCAGUCUCCCACCACAGUAUUCUGGCUUGAACAGAAUCAUCAAGAAAUUUCAAACAGAUGUGACUUUUGAUCGUAACACAGCACACCCUCAGCUUGUUAUUUCUGAGGACAGAAAAUCUGUGUUUUAUAAAGAAGCAAGGCAAUGUGUGGGUGCUAGCCCUCAGUCAUUUCACCCCUGGCCCGCUCUCCUGGGAUGUAAAGGAUUCUAUUCUGGUCGACAGUACUGGGAAGUCAAAGUGGGAGACAAGCCCAGAUGGGCAUUGGGUGUGUGUCAAGCCCGUUUUUCUGGGGACUGGAGCAACUGGCCCUCAGGCUUCUGGGCAAUUGGGCGGCACACUGAGAAUGGCUAUGUCACCUAUGGACCUAUGAGAACUGAGUUUCUGCCAGUGGUGCAACCCAGCAAGAUCGGCAUAUUUUUGGAUUAUGAAUUGGGGGAGCUGUCCUUCUAUAAUAUGAAUGACAGGUCUCUUCUCUACACUUUCAGGAAUUCUUUUCCUGGCACCCUUUGGCCUUAUUUCUAUACAGGUACAGAUUCUGAAGCUCUUGAAAUCUUAACCCACCCCACACCAGACACAGGGUCUUACCAAGUUCUAGGCCAAUUUAGCCAGCACAUUUAA